Trifolium pratense (red clover) is the source of this 938-nucleotide messenger RNA. RefSeq names its product miraculin-like. The transcript has a single exon. Bases 167 to 808 code for a protein of 213 amino acids. The record is from RefSeq and is a predicted model, not a curated record. Gene Ontology annotation, molecular function: endopeptidase inhibitor activity. NCBI's taxonomy places the organism in Eukaryota, Viridiplantae, Streptophyta, Magnoliopsida, Fabales, Fabaceae.
GGCAAUAUCAUUGACUUUGAUUUUUCUUUGAUAAUACUAUAUAAAAUUAUUUGAAUCCAUAGUUUGAGAUCACAUCAUUAUCUAUAAAUUGAGUCUUAUAACUCCUCCAAACUCCCACCAAUACAAAUUUACAAAGACAUACUUGUGGCAAGAAUACAAACUAACCAUGAAAUCUAUAAUCCUAUCAUUUGCACUUCUUUUUGCCUUGUCCACUCAACCCUUGUUCGGAGAAGCUGAUGCUUCACCUGAGCAAGUGGUUGACACAGAAGGCAACAAGGUUCGGGCCGGAGUAGACUACUACAUUCGACCGGUCCCCACAACCCCAUGUGACGGCCGUGGGCCUUGUGUUGUUGGUAGUGGUUUUGUUCUCAUAGCGAGAUCACCAAAUGAGACAUGCCCCCUUAAUGUUGUAGUGGUUGAAGGUUUUCGCGGUCAAGGUGUAACCUUUACCCCUGUUAACCCUAAGAAAGGUGUUAUUAGAGUUUCCACUGAUCUCAAUAUUAAGACUUCCCUUAAUACAAUAUGUAAUGAUUCCAAUGUAUGGACGCUUGAUGAUUUUGAUUCUUCAACUGGACAAUAUUUUGUGACUACCGGUGGGGUUGCCGGAAAUCCUGGCAAGGACACCAUCAGCAACUGGUUCAAGAUUGAGAAGUAUGAAGAUGACUAUAAGCUUGUGUUUUGCCCUACAGUAUGCAAUUUUUGCAAGGUCAUAUGCAGGAAUGUUGGGGUCUUUAGGGAUAGUAAUGGGAACCAGCGUGUGGCUCUAACUGAAGUGCCAUACAAAGUUAGGUUCCAGCCAUCUGCUUGAAGCAUUCUCAAUAUAUGAACUACUUGUGUAAUAUAUAUUUUUCACUUUUACAUGUUAAGUUUGAUUGACAUGAAAUUAAUAUAAUAAAAUAAAAUUAUGAAUAGCAUCAUGAAGGAAUAAAAUUAAUCAA